CCAGGCUUCCCACGGAAAGAGCCGCUGUCCAAAGUAAGCUUAUAUCAUUUCCAACAACAUCCCUUGCACUCUUCAAAUAUUUAAUCGCUGGUCUUACUUUCUCUCAAACUGCCGUUGGCGAAAAGGAUGAGAACCAUGACGAAUAACACAAUGGCAGAUUCAGGCUAUUGCAAUGGCAGCCCCAGACGACCCAACGACGACGAUAGUGGAUGAAGACACCAAAGGAGGCCACCACAAUCGAAGAUCAUCGCAUUCCGAGCAUGAGGUCACAGACCACGAGAAAGUGCUCUUAGCAGCCUACGAAGGUCAUGACGCAGACAUUCCAUCGAACGAAGGCUACAUCCUCGACGAACAAGGGGAAUUCAAACGCAAACAAUCGAUCGCAGCUUCACACCGUCGAGCCUCCCUAGGCCAUAAUAAGAGGGACGUCGAGAAGACGAAAGCACAGGUCUCCGCCGAGGACUCAGACGAAGCGAAUAUUGUCUGGUGGGAUGGAGACGACGAUCCUCAAAAUCCUCUAAACUUCAGCAAAUGGCUGAAAGUCCUGAACAUCACAAUCGUAUCUGCAAUAUGCUUCGUCACUCCUCUCGGCUCUUCGAUGUUCGCACCAGGUGUCCCACAAUUGAUGACCGAAUUCAGGAGCGAUAAUAUCGAGCUGGCUAGUUUCGUAGUGUCCGUAUACGUUCUGGGAUUUGCGGUGGGGCCACUGUUCUUUGCGCCUUUGAGCGAGUUAUAUGGGAGAAUGCCAGUAUAUCACUUGUGUAAUUUGGGCUUCUUGUCUUUCACGAUUGCAUGUGCCCUGGCUACGAAUCUGAAUAUGCUCAUUGGGUUUAGAUUCCUAGCGGGAGUGUUUGGUAGUGCUCCUUUGACUAAUGGUGGUGGAACUAUUGCAGAUCUUGUCACUCAAGAAAAAAGAGGUAAAGCAAUGUCGGGUUUUGUCAUGGGUCCAAUUAUUGGUCCAAUCAUUGGUCCGGUUGCGGGUGGCUACCUUAGUCAAGCUAAGGGAUGGCGAUGGACAUUCUGGGUGUUGGCAAUGCUCUCAGGGACUUUUGGACUUCUUGGGCUAGCCUUCAUGCGAGAAACAUAUGCUUAUGCGAUCCUGGAUAGAAAGACUAAACGCCUUCGAAAAGAAACUGGUAACAUGGAACUACGCUCAAAACUCGAUUCAGGUCUUUCUGCCAAAGACUACUUCCUACACUCCAUUGUUCGACCGACCAAGAUGCUCUUUUACUCGCCUAUUGUUCUUGGUACUGCUGUUUUUGUCGGGGUGGUUUACGGCUAUCUUUAUCUUUUAUUCACUACUUUCACUCCGGUAUUCGAGGAAACCUAUCACUUUUCGUCUGGUACAGUUGGUCUGACGUUCCUGGGUCUGGGAAUAGGAUCUCUAGCGGGCGUUGGAUUCUUCGCCUGGGCUACUGACCACGUCUUAAAAAUGAGAAGAGCUGCAGAGGAGGCGACAGCUUCUGGUGAGGCUUCUGAAGGUCAUGCUGGUGCGCUUCUACCAGAAUUUCGAUUAAAAUUGCUCUUGCCAGCUUAUUGUUUGAUUCCCUGUGGGCUUUUCAUCUACGGCUGGACUGCGAAGUAUCACGUACACUGGAUCGUCCCCAUUCUUGCAACUGUCCUCAUCGGCAUUGGAAACAUGGCUGUCUUUAUGUGCAUCUCGCUUUACCUCAUUGACGCCUUCUCGAUAUAUGCAGCAAGCGCUCUAGCAGCGAAUACGGUCAUCAGAAGUAUCAUGGGCGCGGUACUUCCCCUCGCCGGCCAGCAAAUGUAUAAAACUCUGGGUCUCGGCUGGGGAAAUAGCCUGCUAGCCUUUGUUGCUCUGGGUAUCCUCCCGGUUCCGUGGGCGUUCUUGCGGUGGGGCGAGAGGUUGAGAACGAGGUUUGAGAUUAAGAAUUUGUGAGUUUGGCAUCAAUGGUGGAUUUAUGUUGGCAAGGGCGUGUAUAUAUUCUUCUUCGUGUAUGCAUUGGAGUAGGUAUGUACAUAACUCUAAUUAUUGAAGUACUAGGUUUGGAUAACCAGUCAUUCUUCAUGUACAGAACAUCAUAUUAUGAAUCCACCAAGAUUCCCAAA
Mollisia scopiformis is the source of this 2073-nucleotide messenger RNA. Its product is annotated as bicyclomycin resistance protein. Gene Ontology annotation, biological process: transmembrane transport. Gene Ontology annotation, molecular function: transmembrane transporter activity. The transcript has 4 exons. The coding region runs from base 173 to 1903 and encodes 576 amino acids. The record is from RefSeq and is a predicted model, not a curated record. NCBI's taxonomy places the organism in Eukaryota, Fungi, Ascomycota, Leotiomycetes, Helotiales, Mollisiaceae.